Messenger RNA from Emiliania huxleyi CCMP1516, 1338 nucleotides. RefSeq lists its product as hypothetical. Bases 78 to 1049 code for a protein of 323 amino acids. The transcript is spliced from 3 exons. NCBI's taxonomy places the organism in Eukaryota, Haptophyta, Isochrysidales, Noelaerhabdaceae. The record is from RefSeq and is a predicted model, not a curated record.
CUUGCUCGCAGCCACGCCGCGCAGCAGCAGCACCUUGCCCGUAGCCGCCGCGCAGCACCAGCACCUCCUGUUCGUCGAUGCAGACUUACUCUCAAGACGAGCGCCGCCGCCGCGUCACCUGGUUCGGUGCCAUGGCCUCAGCCGUGCUGCUGCUGCUGCUGCUGCACACAGCCACGACUCGACCCCAGCAGCAAGCGGGCGAGAGCGUCGCCUCUUUGCGGCCGCUACCCUCGACCUACACGUGCUCAGAGGGCGGUGUGGGCGCCCUACCCAAGUGGUUUCAGGACUCAAUGAACGGUGAGCUGCAGACCAUGUUUGACCGGCGUGAGCUGCCGACGCCGCCCAACCCUGGCGUCGAGCAGCAGCACAUCGUCCCAUUCGUGACUGCCUAUAGAACCAACUCGUCGGUGGCCGGAAUCAAGAUCGGCAGGGUGGUGGUUAGCACGUGCAGGCAGUCGAACAAGGGGUUUCCCCUCGACCCUCUCUUUAGCGCGAAGCCGAGCCACGUACGAGUUGUCGUGCAAGGGCUCCAGAUCAACAUCACGGCAAACUGGUGGGCAACAGAGGCGGGCUACUACCUCGGAGGCGGCAACUACUCGCUCGCCAUGGCAGGCAACGUCACGCUCGACCGCAUCUCGCUCGACCGCGACGACCUGCUCCACGGCCGCGCGGUGCCGAGCUGUGAGGGGGAGCUGACGGUGGUCGACCAGGCUUUCACCGGCCCUUCGGCCCUCGUGGAGGUCGUGAAGAGAGUCAGCUCCGAGCCUGACGCGCUCGGCCAGGCGUGCGAGGGUCGCGAGCAGGAUGCGUCGAACCCGCUCGCCUCCGAGUGGGAGUGGCUAGGUCCCGGCCCUCCACCCGUCGGCUUGCGGGCGGAGCUCAACGACCUGCUCCGCAACCUGCGCAUCUCCGUCGAGCCAUUCUGGUCGCUGAUCAAGGACAAGUACCACAACGAGGAGGGAAGAAAGCCGGCGGCGGGCGAGGGGAAGAUAUUCGACGCGACGAUGCUGCCAAAGGUUCUUAGGAAUGCGGCACCUCUCUCCGUCUGAUCGCGCGCGCGAGGUGUGGCUGGGGCGGAGACAAGGGGCGUGAGGCCCGCGGCUCUCCUCCGGGUUGGCUCCCUUUUGUCAUCUGUGCCAAGUGUCUGUGCAACGUCAGAACAUUGUGUGUUCGCUCUCUCUCUCAUCUCUGCGUGUCUCCGAUGUGUAUAUGUCACGUGUGGUCCUGCGCGUUCGGUAUGUGCGUGUGUGGAGAGCGGCGGUGGUGUGGGCCGGGUCCGUGUCCGGGGUGGCGCGCGAUGCCGUCUCGCCGCACGCGACGAAAUAAUUCCGAAAUUUG